This is a messenger RNA of Colletotrichum acutatum, 1311 nucleotides long. Its product is annotated as HIT zinc finger protein. The transcript is spliced from 2 exons. Gene Ontology annotation, cellular component: Swr1 complex. The record is from RefSeq and is a predicted model, not a curated record. Lineage: Eukaryota; Fungi; Ascomycota; Sordariomycetes; Glomerellales; Glomerellaceae. Gene Ontology annotation, biological process: chromatin remodeling. Gene Ontology annotation, molecular function: nucleosome binding. Bases 436 to 1311 code for a protein of 291 amino acids.
GGGACUCUGGGGAGUGGCUUCAUGAUCCACUGAAGGGGGUUCGGGAAUGCGGCUCAUGGGCGCAUUCGGCACUUGUCGGCUUCUAAGCAUACGGAAACUUGUCACGGCGUCAGGAUUCUUUUGAAAGUUGACGGAACUGUUGAUCUGUUGUUACCUUCAUCAAGUAUUUGAAUGUCAAUUGCUUGAAUGUAAGGUAAGUAAAGUAUUUAGUUACCGAGGUCUUAACCUACAACCUGGGGAAGCUCUCUGCUAGGUGCUCGUCUGUAACCAACACACUCUCAUUGGCCAAUAAUCAGCCACUCAACGUCGUCUCUUCUGAUUCGCUACAAAAAAGUUCAAGCUCAGAGACUCCAGAACCCAGAGAGCUCCCAGACGAACCACCACACUCCUCCACACUCUCUACAAAAACCCUGCCGCAACAUCUCCAACCUCGAAAUGAACAAUUUUGGCGUCUACGAGCUCGCCAGCAGCAAAGUCACAAACGCCCCGGGAUGGGCUUACGUCCCCGACACGGGCCUCAACCCGGCCGCCGCCGCCCUCCAGCCCGCGAACCGCAAGCGCGCCGCUCGAAGCAAGGCGAACCCAACCGCCUCAGAUCUCACCGUCCGCCAGGAAGCCAAGAUCCGCAAGGAACUUGAGCAGCUGGACCGCGACGGUGGCCGUGAUGCCUCGAUACCCAUCCCAGCCAAGGCUUCACGAGGCCAGAACAAGAGCACGCCAGCGAUUCGCAAAAUCCUCCAAUCCCAAAAAACCUUCCACAACCACUGCGACGACCACCUCGCCCUCCUCUCCCACGCCGGAAACACGCCCGCGCCGCACCCGAACCAGCACACAGCCAAGCCGGCCAACAAACCGCCCCAUCCGAACCAGCACACCAAGCGCAACGCCGCCAAGCGCUCCAAGACAUCGACACCCAAGACACCAGCCGAACCAGAAGACGUCGAGAUGACGCCCGCGCCGUCAGCAGAAGCGCCAGAGGACUCCGCGUCGGCAGCAGGCCCGGUGCUGACGCCCUACGAUAAACCGGGACCCGCGCCGCAUCCCGGCGACGACAAUCCGCUGCUCGUAUCGCGGGUGCCUGCGAUGCCGACGGACGAGGAGCUCAAGUGGUUGCUCUCGCGGCCGAUGUUGAGUUUCUGGGACGCGAGGGCCGAGUGGGGCGACGACGAUACGCGGUAUCCGGAGCGGAGUUUCUGCGAGGUGUGUGGGUAUUGGGGCCGGGUGAAGUGUAUGAAGUGCGGGACGAGGGUUUGCGCUUUGGAUUGUCUUGAGACGCAUCGGGAGGAGUGUUUUACGAGGUACGGUAUUUGA